This is a messenger RNA of Acanthosepion pharaonis, 1698 nucleotides long. The record is from the annotation of a GenBank genome assembly. Lineage: Eukaryota; Metazoa; Mollusca; Cephalopoda; Sepiida; Sepiidae.
AUGUGUUCAAGACAUGAAGAAAAUGGAAUUCCUGUUUGCUCACCGAUUCAGACACUUAAUGAUUUACUUCACUGGGAACCAGGACAAGACAGCCUCUGUAUUAGCAGAGAACCCUUACAGCCACGAGCUCCUCAUCCUCCGCGUCCACUUACUCUUGUGUGCCAUGACAUGAUGAUGGGUUAUUUAGAAGACAGAUUUGUCCAGAGUGUGAACAAAGAAAAUGGCUACAGAUUCUUUAAUUGGCAGUAUGUUGAUAUCUUUGUCUACUUCAGUCAUCACUUUAUCACAAUACCUCCAUGUGGUUGGAUUAUAUCAGCACACAGGAAUCGAGUACCCAUAUUAGGUACACUGAUUACAGAAAAUGAGAAAGGAAAAAAUAUUUGCAAACAGUUUUUGUCUUCACCAUCUAAAUUCAUGGCAGUUGCAGACAAAAUGAUUGAAAUUGCUGAGUACUAUAACAUGGAUGGAUGGCUGCUUAACAUUGAAAACAUUGUACAUAAAACUCAAAUCCAACAUCUGUGUGACUUUGUUUCCUAUCUCAAGUCUAAAAUGGGUCAGCGUAUUCCCAAUUCCAAAGUGAUAUGGUAUGACAGUGUCAUAAACAAUGGCUCAUUAUGUUGGCAAAAUGAAUUAAAUGAAAAAAAUAUGAUUUUCUUUGAGAAAUCUGAUGGAUUGUUUCUUAACUAUAACUGGAGCAAAGAAAACUUAUCAAAAUCUAAACAGUUGUGUACUGAGAAAAGCCGACCAUAUGAUGUUUUUGUUGGUGUUGAUGUGUUUGGUCGUGGCUGUUAUGGAGGAGGAGGCUACAACACUAAUAAAGCUUUGGAAGUAAUCAGAACUGAAGAGUUGUCUGCUGCAAUCUUUGCCAAUGGUUGGGUUUAUGAAUGUCAUGAAUCAAAAAACUACCUGGAAAAUGAAACAAAAUUCUGGUCCUUGUUGCAUGGAUUUUGCCCAAGCCACUGUCCAAUUGCAUUGCCUCUAGUUACUUCUUUCUGUCAUGGAUAUGGACAAAACUAUUUUCUUAAUGGUGAAUGUAUUUCAACUCAAGAAUGGGUGAGCUUGGGCCUGCAACAAUUACAGCCGGUUAAGUGUAAAGAAACUAAUGCUGUCGUCUCUCACAUGAUGUACUUGGAUGAUGCCUUUUUAGGUGGAGGUUGUUUAUUGGUUGAGAAGCAAACUUUAAAGAAAAAUAAGAAUAUGAGCAGUAUCUUCAGCUGUUGUAUUCCUGUUACUGAGCCGCUACUCAUUUCUUAUACAACCAAGCAUCUCUUUAUUGACUGUUCAAUUCAGCUAGAGUUGACACUGCAAAAAGAAAACAAUGUAACAAUAUUGAUGUUCUCUGAUGUUGGUCAUUCAUCAACAGAUUAUCAAAUAUCUGAAUUAAAGAAGGAAAAACUUCUCGACAUUUUUGGAGAAAAUGUGGAUUUUCUUCCUUCAAAUGGACAUAAUGGCUGGCAGCAGCAUUAUUUCCUUUUAGAUGAAAAUUGGAUCUCUGCAAAAAUAACAGACAUUAGUAUUGGUAUAGGCAACAAAUCUGAUUGUAAAUUUUCUUUUCUAUUUGGACAGUUACAGAUUCUUCCUAUUGAGAAUUUAUGGAGCAGCAAAAAACCUGAUGUCUUGAAUAUAGGGAUGGGGAUAUUUUAUCUAUACAUGACUUUUUUUCUAAACAGCUCCAAUUCUCAUAUCAGUGUAGUUUAG